Messenger RNA from Electrophorus electricus (electric eel), 4553 nucleotides. It is a transcript of the gene dcaf15, whose product is annotated as DDB1 and CUL4 associated factor 15. Lineage: Eukaryota; Metazoa; Chordata; Actinopteri; Gymnotiformes; Gymnotidae. Gene Ontology annotation, biological process: protein ubiquitination. Gene Ontology annotation, cellular component: Cul4-RING E3 ubiquitin ligase complex. The record is from RefSeq and is a predicted model, not a curated record.
GAAUCAAAUGAGUCAGUGUGUGGCGGCUCAGCCCAAUCGUUCAAUUAGGUGGGAGGGACGGUGGGCAAGUCCAAGGAUUGUGCAAAAGCAAAAAUGGCGCCCAGCUCGAAAUCGGAAAAAGAGGACAAGAAGCAAAAACAGAGAAAACCCAAAGACCACGUCGUCAAACUUCUCGCACGCGGAAAGCUCUCCGGGCAGCUGUCUCAGAGACUAUUCCGCAAGCUGCCGCCUCGCGUGUGUGUGCCGUUAAAGACGAUCGUCAGCGAGGAGUUCCUAAGGGCAGGUCACAUCUUCUUGGGCUUUAUGAAGUGCGGCCGCUACGUUUUGUCCUACACGAGCGACAGCGGCGAGGACGAUGACUUCUACACCUAUCACCUGUACUGGUGGGAGUUCAACCUGCACAGCCGCCUCAAACAGGUGCACCACGUGCGUUUGUUUGCAGGUGAGGACAUCUACAACGAACUGUAUCUGACGGUGUGCGAGUGGCACAACGACCACUCCAAGAUCGCCAUCUUCGGCUUCAAUACUCGCAGCAGCAGUUCGGCCGCGAUGAAUAUGAUGAUGAGUGAUGAGAAUAUGAGGGACAUUUACGUGACCAUUGCGUCCAUGCCGCCGGGCCUGCCCUGCCAACACUGCUGCCCUUUACCGACCGCAUCUACUAUACGCACUGGAGGAGAGUGCUUGGAGCAUGGCUAUGUGCUGAAUGCUCAUUAUCAGGUGGUCUACCCUUUCCCCACCUUCCAACCGGCCCUGCAGCUCAAGAAGGACCAGGUCAUCCUGCUCAACACCAGCUACUCGUUGGUGGCCUGCGCCAUCUCCCUCUGCCCUGGUGGAGAUGAGCAGCAGGUGUCUGGACAGAAGCAUCAGCUUUUGUACAAGAAGAGGGAGAUUCCUCCUCCCUCCUCUCUUCAUCCUCCCAGCCCCUCUCCCUCCUCCUCUUCCUCGCACGGGUCUCCUGACCGCCGGCAAGCCCUUCCCCCGACCACGCCCCUCUCCCCCGGACGCUCCCAGGCGGCCGUGCGGGCCCGGGAGUUUGUGGCAGACAUCUUCCGGCGGGCGCAGGCAGCUGGAGCGGAGGGCGGGGCCGAGCGGCGGAGGAGAGAAAGCGGGGGAGGGCAGAGAGGCGGGGCCAAGCCCAGGGGUGGGGCCGAGCCUGGGAUGAAAGAUGGAGUGGAGGAAAGGAAGGAGGAAUUGCAGGGGGAGAGAGCAACCAGCCUGCCAACAGCCACGUCAGGUGGGAACCGCAGUGGGCCGUGGCCCCCGGAGCAGGAGGAAGGGGUUCUGGGUAACGCAGUGUCGUCUCCUGCCUCGGCUUCCUCUUCCUGCCCGCUGUCCCCACACACUUCUCCGGCAUCGUCGUCGGAGCCGAUAUAUGUGAACUACACACAGCUACGGUACCGACUCCGGCAACCUGGGAAUGCAGAGCAGUACAGUGCUGUGUCAGGAGAAGAGGAGGAUAAGGUUCAGCUUCCUUUCACUGUCUCGGACCUGAAGGGACAAAAUCUGCAGCUGGUUACAGGACAGUACACGGGACAGUGUGUGUGUGUGGAGCAGUUGACUCUGGAUUUCGAGUACCUGAUUAACGAGGUCAUCAGAAACGACGCUGAGUGGGUCGCCCAGUUCUGCUCCUUUAGCGACUACGAUGUCGUCAUCCUUGAGGUUUGCCCAGAGACAAAUAUAGUAGUGAUAAACAUCGGGCUUUUGCUGCUAGCCUUCUCCAACUGCGACGAGGAGCACAGCAGGCCUAAGUCCUACCACUCCAGCCUCCAGGUCAGCUGGGAUCUGAACACGGGAGCCUGUUGUACCAUUGGUGUUGGUGACCUUACAGAGUUCAAAGGUCAAACAAGUGGGAGUGUUUGGAGUUCUUACAGGAAGUCAUGUGUAAAUACAGUUAUGAGGUGGCUCGUUCCUGAGAGCAGCUCACGCUACAUCAACCGUAUGACCAACGAAGCCCUGCAUAGAGGCACCACUCUACAAAUACUUGCUGACAGCGAUAGAGGCACGUGGAUCGUCCUCUAACAGAGAGAGGGACAGACAUGUCUUCAAAAAGCUGCCCCAGCACACGGGCAGAGCCAAUUGUUUUCCGACUCCUGUAUGUCCGAGGUUUACAGACCAGAUCCUGAGGACCCUUUGUGCCCGUCCACAUAUUCCGCUCCACUCCACAGCCAGAGUCCCCGGGACCGCAUGGCCUCGGCCAACGACAGGAGCUGGGAUGGAAGGAAAAUGGGGGCCGGACCAGGGUCCCAGCAGAACAGAUUCAACAGCUUCCACUGCAAGUCUAGUCAGUCGUGAUCACUGCUGCUGCUAUAGGGAAGCUGCAUCAGAGUCUCACACAACCCUCAGACUGUCACAGUGGACGCGAACAGUGCGUCUUCCUAAUGUCUACUCUCAACUUAAACAUUUUAUUAUUAUUUUUUUUAGUGUAUUUUUUAGGGUAUUGAUUUGUAUGCAGGUGUAGUGUAGUUUCCCUUUUUUUUCUGUUGGAUUAGAGAUUAAGGCUUUUGGUUUGGAGCGGAAGUCACUGCCUAAGAAUUCUGGGUGUCCACUGAUGAAACAUCACCCCUCAGCAGGUCAGCACUGGCCCAGCUGUUGUUUUUGUUGUAAACUCACGCACAAGCCAAGUGUGCUGUCUUUUCUAUGUUUCAGAUAAUAACUGUUGUUUAAAUACCAAAUUUGGCCUGUUUACAUGUUUUCAGUGUUAUGAAUUCAAAAGCAAGUUUGGUUUCAUCCGGGCAUGCUAAUGUAACGCGUGACACUGCGUGACCAUUCACGUAUCUUCGUUGUUCUGAAAAUUUGGAAUUUUUAGCAGAACUUGAAGCCAUGUUAAACCAGCGGAGACACCACACCUGUGUGACUCCAGUGGCCGUCGCAGACUUUAUCUUCGUUUCCCUUUAAAUACUGCUGACAUCUAAACCCUUAUCCAGAAGUCAAAUAUGGGUUUUAAUAGAUUAAGUGAUGCUGAUUUGAAGAGUGGGUUGAGUUGGGGAAAGAGAGGGCCGAGUUAAACUGUCUGGGUUUUAAGUAUCAGCAGUUUGAAAAUGGAUGGCUAAAGAAAGUUUUCCCAUUCAGCCAGACAAGUUAAGCCAGAAGUGGAAUCUUGCUUCAGUACACACACACACACACACACACACACACACACACACACACACACACACACACACACACACACACACACACACACACACACACACCCAGAACGCGUGUGACUGUGUUGUGCAUGUUUACGUGCUGUCCGGAAUGCCUGUAACUGAGAGGCUGUGCUGCAUCCAGUCUGAGUUUGCUUUUGAAGUGGGACUCUCGAAGCGUUGUGUUUUCUUCAUUUGUUUGUUUUUGUAAGUACUGAUGAUGGUGCAUCUGUUCCACAGAAGAAAAUCAGUACUUGAAGUUCAAGACUUGAUAUCGUCUUAUUUGACUUUUGUUUUAUAAUAAAUAAUUUAAAAUGUUUUUUUGUAUGUUUACCUGCAAUCAUGUAACCUACAUAUCAUACUGCGUACUACAUACAUAUUGUCUUUUUAUAGCACUCAGUGUCAGGAUACAUUCGUUAGUAGUCUUUAACGCACUGACAGUUACAAGUCUGCAUAGAAAUACUGCACCAAAGUGUUUGUACAAUGAGAGCUAGAGAGCCUACUGAUUGUGCCAGGUUAAAACUCUAUAGACACACUCCAUCUAAGGCUGCCAUGGUAUUAACAGUACAUAAGAAAAUUGCACACUUCUAACAGUUACUUUCAACAGAAAUUACACAAUUUGUGUUAGCUCUUAAUGAACAUUAGUCACAAACUAAUUUUGAAAUACAACCUGUACAAAAUAAACAGUGAAAUUUAUAUCUUUAAAUUAAACAGCAAAUAUCGAGAUUUAUGCUUUUUUUUCCUCUAGGCAACAGCCAAUACAUCUGUGCAACUGCUGUAUCAAGUACUCUCAUUGGCCACAACUUUAAAUCACUGACCAAUCUACAAUUAAGCCACAUGAAAGUAGCUGCUAAUUAGCUAUUACAGCUGCCAUUAGAAACAGGUAUACGAUAGAAACACUGCAUAUAGAACACAAGAAACAUGUCUGCUGGCUAAUUGUGUGUGUGCACAUAUGUUUGAGGAACACUGAAAAGAUUAAUGUUUAGUACUUUCCAGGGUUAGCCACAUUGUGGCUGUGUGUGUGUGUGAAGGAGAGCGAGCACAACUGGCUCAUAUUGUCAUGAAACUAGUAUCUAGUAGAUGCAAUAAUGCAUUUGAAUUUUGGUUUUUAUUUUGUUGGACAUGCAGAAUGAAUUGUACUACACAUGGACAACAGAGACCAAACAACAACAAAAAACAUUGAGAUCGGAGCAAAUGAAAAAUGGAAAAGGACAUGAGGAUAUGCACCCUGACCUAGGGGACGGUCCACUGCAACGCCCUGAUUGGCCAUGAGGACAUGGACCCUGACCCAGGGGAGCGGUCCACUGCAACGCCCUGAUUGGCCAUGAGGACAUGGACCCUGACCCAGGGGACGGUCCACAGCGAAGCCCUGAUUAGUAACAACUGUUUUUGUUGUUUGCCAAAGCAGAAUAAAUACUCUAAUAAUAA